AUGCGUAAUCUACUUUCCACACGCAGGGAAACUCACCAGGUCAGCUCGACCGUAGUUCCAGAUCUACCUCUCGCGGCGACUGAGUGGGAUGUUUCUUCGAAUUCGAUUAUCUGUGCGUUCGGUCCGUCACUGGACUUUCCCAUCAUUGAAAUCAAUCGCAUUACCGGUGGAUUGGUGACAAAUAUAGCAUCCUGGGAUUACCAUGGGCCGUGUCCAAAAAAUGGUUUGGAAGAGGACAAGAUUUUAGAUUUACACUAUUUUGCAGAUGACUUGUCGAUAUGCCUCGUCCUUAAAGGUGGCGAUGUCAUCGUCAUCUGGGAAGAACCCCACGAUGGCCAAAGCAAAGUUGAAAUUGUCGGCUCAGUUGAGGAAGGAAUAACUGCAGCUUCUUGGUCCCCAGAUGAGAGCCUCCUUGCCAUCGCGACAGAGGCUCGAACUUUUGUUCUCAUGACUAGGCGCUUUGAGCCUCUGGCUAAUUUUAGCCUCACCGAAGAAGACCUCAAAUUAUCGAAGCAUGUCAACGUUGGCUGGGGCAAAAAAGAAACCCAAUUCAAAGGCAAAAGGGCUGCAGCACUGAAGGAUCCAACCAUGCCGGAGAGAGUUGAUGAAGGUUUACUCAGUUCCGCAGAUACCAAAGACACCAAGCUAAGCUGGCGAGGGGAUGGCCAAUAUGUCGCGCUCUCAACGGUCCAGGACGGAAAACGAAGGAUCAUAAGAAUCUUCAGUCGAAGCGGCGAGCUUGAUGGUGUCAGUGAACCGGUUGAUGGAAUGGAAGGCGCUUUAAGCUGGCGACCAUCUGGAAACAUCAUCGCUUCCGUAAAACGCACCGGAUCCGAUCUCGAAGUGAUUUUCUUUGAGAGAAACGGCCUUAGGCAUGGAGAAUUUCCGGUUCGGGUGCCUAGAACAGGCUCCCAGCCCGCCGCCAUAUACGACCUUGAGUGGAAUAUGGAUUCAACCGUUCUUGCAGUAUGCUUGGAGGAUCGGGUGCAGCUAUGGACGACAAUGAAUUAUCACUGGUAUUUAAAAAGCGAAAUAUUCUGCAAGUCUUUUCCGGGGCCGUCAUUAGAUUCUCCACCGCCACGGGUCAAAUGGCAUCCGGAGAGGACACUUCAGCUGAGCAUAGCCACAUUCGGAGUAAUAACCGAACUGGAUUUUACUUGGUUCAUCCAUCGCGGUGCAACCUCUCCGCCUUUUGAUCUCGGUAUUGUGGCGGUAAUCGAUGGGAGCAACCUGAAGUUAACGCCAUUUCGAUACGCUAAUAUGCCCCCUCCGAUGUCUCUUUGCGAAAUUACGCUUGAUAGUAAUGUUAUCGAUGUCGCAGUAUCGCCAGCCGGCGAUAUUUUAGCGGCUCUUACGGCGGGAGGAGUUGAUAUAAUAAACUGGGACGUCCCGCACCUAAAAAGAAAGGCACUAACCCAAGUCCAAAAGUUCGCCAUUAAGCUCGAGGCUCAUUUAAAUUAUCGUCAAAUAUGUUUUUUUGGGCUAGAAAAAAUUGCUUUGCUUCGGGGCACAGGUGCGAUCGAGAUAUACCAAAAAACGGAGGGCUUUUGGGGUAAAUUCGGGGAAAUCGAAGAUAGCCAGCUUGUAGACGGGGUCUCAAGCAUUACACUAUCGAGCGAUGGCUCAAGCCUCCUCUGUGAAAGUGUAUCCGGAGAAGUGGUUGUCUUUGACGAGGCACUCGUCUCCCGCGACCGGCAGAAUCACCCACAAGCAUGCCUAAUUUAUGACCGAUAUGAUGUAGCUGAGCAAAAGCGGAAAAUAUUCGCCCUAGGUCCUAGUGGGCGUCUUUUCUGCAACGGGAAGCCACUGCUGAACGGUUGCACUUCUUUUGUCCUCACAAAUCAACAUCUUAUCAUUACCACGAUACAAAAUUUUCUGAAAUUUAUUUCUUUAAGAGAUAAUACAGAUGAUUUCCAAAUUCCACCGGAUGAUGCGGCUGGUAAUGAACUGUGUCGAGCUAUUGAGCGAGGAGGAAAAUUGGUCACUGUUGUACCAUCGACAUUUGCUGUCGUUUUGCAGAUGCCACGCGGAAAUUUGGAGACCAUCUAUCCCCGGGCUCUUGUUCUAGCGGGAAUCCGAGAAUGCAUAGAUUCCAAAGACUACAAGGCCGCGUUUUCAUAUUGCAGAACGCACCGUGUGGACUUUAACCUACUUCAUGACCACAAUGCGGAGCAGUUCAUGGGUUCAAUAGAUCUUUUCCUCGAUCAAGUCGACAGUGUUCAAUAUAUCGAUCUUUUUUUGUCACAACUUCGGGAUGAUGACGUAUCUAAGUCUAUGUAUGAUUGGAGAAUAUACGACCCAACCAAGGGGGAGAAGCCCCAUCCACCAGCGGAAAUCCCUGAAAAAGUCAACAAAAUAUGCGAUGCGAUGUUGGAAGGAAUCCAGCGCAGGAAAUCCCCAAGCAUUCAAAACCUGGUGACUUGCUAUGUGAGCAAGAGACCAGCUGACCUUGAUAGUGGACUUUCAAUGAUCAGUGAAAUGAAAAAAAAUGAAUCUGAUGACGCCGAUCUAGCUAUAGAACACAUCUGCUUCCUUGCGGAUGUGAACCUGUUAUACGAUCAUUCUUUAGGGAUAUACGACCUAGAGCUCGCGCUGCUGAUCGCACAGCAAUCCCAGAAGGACCCGAGGGAAUAUCUCCCGUUUCUUCAAUCGAUCCGAGAUAUGGAAUCCUUACGCCAAAAGUUCUUCAUUGAUGAUUUCCUGGGCCGACAUAAGAAGGCAGCAAAUUCACUUCAUGAGAUGGGAGACCUAGGAUUUGUUGAGCUUUUGGAAUACACCGUGAAGCACGAAUUAUACCGACAUGUCACGAACCUCGUAAAAUAUGAUGAUGAAAAAAGGAGAAUCAUUGUCAAGUCACAUGCGGAGUACCUGAUGACAAGCUCCAGUUACAAGGAGGCCGGUAUCUCGUUUGAGUACCUCAAUUGUUGGGAAAGAGCACUGGAUGCUUACCAGAAGUGCGGCCUAUGGCAGGAAGCAUUAUAUGCUGCUAGCAGGAUACCACUCUCCAAUGAAGAGAUUACUGAGCUCAGUGGAAUUUUAGCUGACGCCCUUACCGAGGGUAGAGAUUUCAAGAAUGCAGCUACGCUAUUCCUUGACUAUCGUAAUGACGUUCGUGAAGCAGUUUCAUGUUACUGCAGGGGUUCCUUUUUUCAAGAUGCAAUGCGUGUAAUAGCCUUGAAACAAUCCUUCGAUCUAUUAGAAGAAGUGGUGGACCCGGGCCUCAUCGAAGCAUUCAACACUACAUCGGAGCUUAUCGCAGACUUCAUAGCACAAAUCAAGUCGCAAACAUCCCGUAUCAAAGUCCUGCGCGAAAAGAAGGAGAAUGACCCUGUCGCUUUUUACGGUGCCUCUGGCGAAACCGACGCUCCGGACAACGUAUCCGUGGCGGGGACAGAUCUUUUGACUGCAGCUGGCUCAACAUUUACUAGAUAUACUGAUAAGACUCCAGGUAGUAUAGCGACUAAUGCGACCCGGAAAACAUCUAAGAACAGGAGGAGGGAGGAACGCAAAAAGGCGAGGGGUAAAAAGGGAUCUGUUUACGAAGAAGAGUAUCUGGUCAACUCGAUUGGAAGGCUGAUAUCUAGGGUGAAUGAAACGCAAGAAGAGAGCCACCGAAUCAUGGAGGGUUUGAUGAGGCGGGGUAUGAGAGAAAGAGCAGAGUCGAUACAAGUUGGAAUGCAAAGCGUCCUUGCAGCGCUUGAAAUCGCACGAAAGGAUGUGUUUGAUAGCGCUCCAGCGAUGCUGACUAAUAUUGCGCCACCAAAUGAGGAAGAGUUGGAAGACGGAGCGGAAACGAAAAUGAUCAAGCCUCCGGACUUUUCAACCAUCAAGCCGUUCCAAGGACUGUCUAUAUUAUAA
Messenger RNA from Orbilia oligospora ATCC 24927, 3858 nucleotides. RefSeq lists its product as uncharacterized. NCBI's taxonomy places the organism in Eukaryota, Fungi, Ascomycota, Orbiliomycetes, Orbiliales, Orbiliaceae. The record is from RefSeq and is a predicted model, not a curated record. Gene Ontology annotation, biological process: tRNA wobble base 5-methoxycarbonylmethyl-2-thiouridinylation. Gene Ontology annotation, molecular function: protein binding; tRNA binding. Gene Ontology annotation, cellular component: elongator holoenzyme complex; cytosol. The transcript is spliced from 8 exons. Bases 1 to 3858 code for a protein of 1285 amino acids.